AAUUAUUUCCUAGUCAUUUGAAGAAACAGUGAUAUAUUUUUGUUGAUUUAUUGAUAGUAUAGCCAACUGAUUUUCAUUGUUUCAGAAUUAUGGACAACCCAGACACCAUAAACAACCGAGACAAGGACAACCCGGCUGAUGAAGAACAAACUGGAGGACACCAAAAAAGAUCCAUGGACAACCCAGACAAGGAUAAUCAAGGCCAAGACAACCCCGAAAAGGACAAUCUGGCUGCUGGAGAACACCAACAGAGGUACAAGCGGUUCUCAUAUACCAUUGACACUCUCCAAAAAGCAAUAGAAGAAGUGAAGGCAGGAAGAAUAUCAUCCAAUAAAGCUUCCAAGGAAUAUGGAAUUCCAAAAGGUACUCUGAUAAAGAAACUCCAUUCAAAUGAGCCCUUAAGAUUGAAAAUGGGACCAUCAUCAGUUCUAACCAAUGAUAAAAAAUGGAUGGAAUUAUUUCUAAAAAGGCAUCCCAAGAUAGGUUUUAGAAAUUCUGAAAUAGUUAGUAGGGCAAGGGCUUUGGUCACAGAAGCAAAGAUUAGGGAGUGGUUUGAUGAGUUAGUGGAAUAUUUGAAAGAAGAGAAGUCAGAGGACAUUCUAAACUGUCCUGAUAGGAUCUACAAUCAUUACAUACAUACUGCAUACAUUAAAUAUUAUGUAAUUUCAAUGCUGCAGGUGAUAUUCUUAAACCCAUGA
Nilaparvata lugens (brown planthopper) is the source of this 698-nucleotide messenger RNA. RefSeq lists its product as uncharacterized. The record is from RefSeq and is a predicted model, not a curated record. Lineage: Eukaryota; Metazoa; Arthropoda; Insecta; Hemiptera; Delphacidae. The transcript is spliced from 2 exons. Bases 90 to 698 code for a protein of 202 amino acids. Gene Ontology annotation, molecular function: DNA binding.